AUGCAUCUCCCUCCCACUCCAACAAAAGCCCCCCUCAACAUCCGCCAAGACCUCGUCCUCACACAAACCAUCAUCCGCCCAUCAACCACCUUCGUCACAACAAUCACCUUUGGCGCCACCGAGCCAGCAGCUACUACAAGCGCCGUCGCCGCCGUGCCCGUCCCCAUAUCGCACCACCACCAUGGCCUCUCAGGCGGCCAAAUAGGCGCCAUACUGGGCUCUGUGGUCGGCGUCGUUGUUUUGGCCCUCAUCAUCGGCUUUUGCUACGUUGGAAAGAGGAAAUCUGCCGUCGCGUAUCAAGAGGAGGAGAAAGUGAAGAAGAGGAAGCGAAGAAACUCUCACAGCACUCGCAGUAGUACCCGCGGCGUGUACCAAUAUGCAGAGGAAGAUGUUUACUAUUAUACGGCUCCUAAGAAGAAAUCGUCCACCAAAAAGGCCAGCGUCUCGGUUCAAACGCCAGCUCCGGCGGUUGUCUCAGAAAGGAUACCCGGGGGACCCAAGUUCCCCAGCUACCGCGCAAUCCCGAUAUCGAACCCAAGGAAUCCUCAAAUUCGGCGCACUGGAUAA
This is a messenger RNA of Trichoderma gamsii, 567 nucleotides long. RefSeq lists its product as hypothetical. The coding region runs from base 1 to 567 and encodes 188 amino acids. The transcript has a single exon. NCBI's taxonomy places the organism in Eukaryota, Fungi, Ascomycota, Sordariomycetes, Hypocreales, Hypocreaceae. The record is from RefSeq and is a predicted model, not a curated record.